Messenger RNA from Lineus longissimus, 3465 nucleotides. Its product is annotated as ubiquitin carboxyl-terminal hydrolase MINDY-1-like. Gene Ontology annotation, molecular function: cysteine-type deubiquitinase activity; K48-linked deubiquitinase activity; cysteine-type carboxypeptidase activity. Gene Ontology annotation, biological process: protein K48-linked deubiquitination. The record is from RefSeq and is a predicted model, not a curated record. The coding region runs from base 90 to 1943 and encodes 617 amino acids. Lineage: Eukaryota; Metazoa; Nemertea; Pilidiophora; Heteronemertea; Lineidae. Gene Ontology annotation, cellular component: cytosol; cell periphery. The transcript has 9 exons.
UGGUGGUCAUCAACACAGAUUGAAAGUUUUUCUCUCACUAAAAGCAAGAUUCCACUUAUUUGUAGCCAAUUUCGAUAUUUUAAAACACAAUGAAUCAAUCUUUUAGUGAAGGAGAAUGUAUAGAAACCAAAGGAAGCAAAGAUAAUCCAAAUUUAGGUGGUGAAAAUGCACCAGUUGUUGACAGUCUUGGUUUGACUGAUGACACCUCGUCCAGUUUAGAUGCCGUACAAAAUGUACAGGGGGCGGGGGAUCUGCAGCAAGUGACAGAUUCCUUACCCGAUGGUGAAAUUAAUGGUGCUGUUGCAUCUGACGGAGGAUCCGUGGCUGCUGUGCCAACUGAGCAGGAUAUGGAUAAUGGCAAUCUUCCAGACGACCUUCCUGAAGAUUGUCAAAGUAUUCCAGACCAUGUAGUGAUUGCCAAUAAUUUGGAGAUAGAGAUUAAAACGCCACCUGAAGGCACUAUCGAGAAUGAAAUAUAUUCGAUAGUGAAAGAAGAACUCAGUGGGCUCGAUGAUGUUGCCGCUGAUAUUCCCUUUGCUGAUGAUGCUGUCCCAGAAGUAGAAAAAUCUCCAAAACAAAUUAUUGGGUCAUCUGAUGUGAAAGCCGUUUGGGAGGCUAGUUCCAGUUCACCUAGUGUUGGUUCCGGUGAUGCUGCUGGAGGCCUGGCACUACCAGUGCCUGGUUGUAGCACAAGCGGCGAGGUAGCCCCGAGUUCGAGUUCUGCUUCAGUUUCAACUGAUGGGAGUGGAUGUAAAAAGCGUGAUGAUUCUCCUCAGAGCGUUUAUCAUAUUAAAUGGAUCAUAUUUAAAGAGAAGAAAGUUCCUAUAGUUACCCAAAAUGAGAAUGGUCCCUGUCCUCUGUUGGCAAUUGUGAACUAUUUACUCUUGAAGGAGAAAAUCAAACUGCCGAUAUUAAUGGAGAUUAUAACGGCUGAUCAGUUGAUGGAAUAUCUUGGAGAUUGUGUGUUUGAUCAAGUGCCAAAGAAUGCGUCGGAAGAUGCUCAACUCAACAUAGAACAAAAUGUUCAUGAUGCUAUGUCAGUUAUCCACAAGCUUCAGACAGGUCUGGAUGUCAAUGUCAAGUUUACUGGUGUUGCAGAUUUUGAAUACACCUCGGAGUGUAUCAUCUUUGACAUUCUUGGAUUACCAAUGUACCAUGGCUGGUUAGUAGACCCACAGUCUCCCGAGGCGCAGGCUGCUGUCGGACACUACAGUUACAAUCAACUUGUAGAAAAAAUUAUAACCCAGAAGUCGUCUGAAAAGCCAGAGUUAGUUACUGAAGCUUUAAUAGCAGAGAAUUUCCUAGAGAGGACUGCGUCUCAACUCACGUACCAUGGCUUGUGUGAACUCUGUAUCAGCAUAAAGGAAGAAGAACUAGCAGUGCUAUUUAGGAACAAUCAUUUUAGUACUAUUUAUAAACAUAAGAAUGAACUAUUUUUGCUGGUAACCGACCAGGGCUUCCUCACUGAGAAUAAUGUCGUCUGGGAGACGCUAUCAAACGUAGAAGGAGAUUGCAACUUUGUUGAUGCUGAUUUUCGGACAUAUCGCAAACCCGAGGUCUCUACCCACACCAUUCCUCCGCCCCAAGUGCAAGCCGGCUCUGAACAACAAGUUGACCAAGACUUCUUGGUUGCCUUAUCCCUCCAACAAGAGCAACAGAAUCACCAAGACCAGGCCAUCGCCCUGGAGAAGUCAGCAGAACAGGCUGUGGUUCCUCAGUCCCCUCACCAAGUACAAUCAGACCUUGAACUUGCUCUCCAACUCCAAGAAGAAGAACAUCGCCAAGCUGCACGGGCGCAGGCGCAGGCCCAGCAGCAGCGGGCAAAUCAGCAACAUUUAUCGCAAAUGCACCAAGAAGAGGUACAACGACAGCAACAACGACAGCAACAGGAAGGUCGUCGGAAAAGUGGGGAUGUAAGUAGCAACAUGUGUUCAAUCUUAUAGAAGAUGAAGAGGAAGAAGAGUAGUCAGUUGAAUACGAAAUCAGGGAUCAAACGAUGUGGUGACUGAAGAGAGGGCACAUCAGUUGAGAGAAAGCACAUCUAGCAGUUUCUAUCAGCACUGGACUGAAAAUGAAUUACACCAAGGUGUUAAGGUUAAAUCAAAUGCACCACAACGGGACAUCUAAUUGUGAAAUGUUUGAGUGCACCGAGGUGUGUUAUUAGAAGGACUACAUAGUUUGAAAGUUUAAGGAUAUUUAGUGUCAUCAUCAACAUGUGAUCAUUGUGAUGUCAAAGUUUAAAGACAUUAGCUGUGGAAUAUGAGACAUCAGGGUGAGAAGGUUAGAAAUCAUCUUUUGGUGAAAGUUAAGCACUGCGCUCACAAGUGAUUUUUGCCACUAGGACCUGAGACAUGUCCAUAACAGCAUUGUGGUUGGAAUGUGGCUGCAGAUUAGUUGAGUUGCAAAAAUAAAGAAGAUUUAUGAAGAAAAGGUGAUACCAUUUUUUUCGACCGCCUCCAUAGAUAAGAAGCGUUCUCUUUUUCACUUCAAAGUAAUUCAAUUAUGCUCCCUUAGUGCAUGUUUAUAGAUCUUCAACAAGGAUCACUAUCACAUUGCAUUAUGGCCAACAUAACUGACUACCAAAAGGUGCACACAAUUGUACAGUACAUUUUCAAAUCGAAAUUUUUAUAGUUUUGACUGUAGACUUGAGUCUUUGUGCAAUAGAAUCUAUAUUUAUAUAUAUGUGUACUUGUAAAUACGAGUGUAUUGGAUUGAACAUAUAUGACGUUGAUGUUGUUUAGAAUAUAUUGAGAGGGAAUUUGAGCACAUAAUAAUUAGUUUGGUUCCCAAGUGUGUGUAUCUGAUUCUUCCUCAUUUUUAGCUCACCUCUUAGCAGAGGUGAGCUUAUCCCAUACCGUGGCGUCCGUCGUCCGUCGUCGUCGUCGUCGUCGUCGUCGUCGUCGUCGUCGUCGUCGUCGUCGUCGUCGUCCGUCGUCCGUUAGCAGGGCACGUUUCGUAACUGUUAGAGCUAUUGAGUUGAAACUUGGUACACAUGUACCCUUAUGUAAUGACACCUUGGAGACCAAGUUUCGGUCCGAUUCGUUCCAUGGUUUGGCCACCAGGGGGCCAAACGUUAAAAGUGAAAAUAUGCAAUAUCUCCCUUAAUAGUAGUCGGGAAAUUUUGAAAAAAAUAUGGUAGGUACUUCUAGCAAAGGUGCAUCAUAUAUCCUCCGGGUUUUUGAUUUGCCCUCCUUUUCAAGGUCACAGAGGUCAAAUAGUGUAAAUUGGCUGUUAGGAUGUAACGAUGGCACGUUUCUAAACUGCAAUGACUAUUGAUACCAAAUUUGGUACACAUUUACCCCUUAGUCAGGUAAUCCCAGGGACCGAAGUUUGGUCCAAUAUGAUUCACCACUUGACCACCAGGGGGCAAAAUCCAAAAACCUUAAAAAUGUGAUUAUUCCUUAACUUCUUGCCCGAUUGCCACCAAUUUGAUAUCAUGGGUACAUCUAACCACCAUACAGUAUA